Molecule: messenger RNA, 2223 nt
Organism: Pyrenophora tritici-repentis Pt-1C-BFP
Lineage: Eukaryota; Fungi; Ascomycota; Dothideomycetes; Pleosporales; Pleosporaceae
Biological process (GO): positive regulation of transcription by RNA polymerase II
Cellular component (GO): nucleus
Molecular function (GO): sequence-specific DNA binding
Source: RefSeq, a predicted model, not a curated record
AUGACGCCGUCGCCGCAUGCGUCGCAGUAUCCAGCGCCGCCAGACGGUCAGGACCCGCAUUAUACGCCCUUGUACCCCAGUACGCAGGUUCUUGAUGGCCAGCCGCCACGCGUAGCUUAUCCACAAGAGGCUGGCUUCCCGAAGCUCGACAAUAUCAACGAAGUGUUGCAGGCCCAGCAGGCCCUCCAGGCGAACCAUGCCUUGAGCGCGCCGCAGCAGAGCAAGCCGAAUCGCCUGCGCAAGGCCUGUGACUCCUGCAGCAUACGCAAAUGCGACGAGUCGGGCCCGCCAUGUCGAGCCUGCGUAGCCCUCGAGAUCCCAUGUACCUUUGAGCGUCCGAGCCGGCGACGCGGUCCACCCAAUCGACAUGCUGAAGCCAUCAAGAAGCGGCGGAUUGGUGGCGGUGACUUUGACUCUGGGGGAUCCACGCCCCAGUCACCCACCAAUGCCGCCCAUGCCCUGGCCCAGCUGCAGUCGUCGCAUGCCAGCCAACCCCAGCUGUCCGCCGAGGAGAUAUGCGCGCUGCCGACGUUGAAUGCCCUCAUCGACGACUUCUUCAGCUACAUCCAUCCGCUGUGUCCCUUUCCGCAUGAGCCCUCGUUCCGCCAGGCAUGGGCCCGGCGCGAGGACCUGACGAAUCCCUCCUUCCUCGCCCUGUUGGCCUCGAUGCUGGCCGUCCUCGUUGCCUCCUUCCCUCGUACACCUCGCCUACACCUUACUUCGCAGACGCGGCGCGAGUACCCCAACCACCUUUCGUUGGUCGACAAGUGUCGUCAUGUGUGCGCGCGGGCGCGCGGGCCCGGCUACCUCGACCGACCGACGCUCAACGUCUACGAUGCAUGUACGAGCUAUUUCCUGGGCUUGGCAGGUGCCUACAUCUUCAAGUGGCGGCAGUUGCGACUGUACUUUGCAGAGUGUCUGACCAUCAUACGCGCCUUGGGUCUGCACAAACCGGAGAGCCAGGGCUUAGCUCAGGGUGGCACGCCGGCUGCCUGGGGUGCUAAUAGGCCCAACCAGGACGGCCCAGUAGAGCCCAAGGUUGACUACAUCACCGAGGAAAUUGCGCGGCGUGUAUUUUGGACUGUGUUCGUUGGCGCAAGGACCAUCCAACAGCUGGGCGCUUCUUAUGGCGAGCUAGUAAUCGCUCCUGCAACACCUACUGAACCGCUACCUCCCUUGCCCCGGGAAGUGGAUGAUGUACACAUCUUUCCCAACGAGAUUCAGCCGCAACAAGAGGGCGUAGUCUCUAUGAUGACCGGUUUCAACAUCAACGUGCGCAUCUACUUGUCCUACUCGUCGCUAGCUACGGCAGAGAUGGCCUUUGGCAUUGACGAAAUCUUCGACUGGGAGAGACAACAGCGAAUCUUCGAGCAGAGCUUGCAGCGCUGUAGGCAGAUCUUGGUGAGCCUACCAGAGGUGCUGAAGGUACAACCGAAGACUGGCCGAGACUUUGAGCAGCAGAAGCCUUAUUAUCCGCCUAUGCCUGAGUAUUCUGAUAUGCGAAGUCCCGCAACAAACAACCCAAGCACGUCAGAAGCCCGUGAUUCGCGUCGAUACGAAAUCCAGAAAGCAAAUAUAUAUGCUAGUCACCUGGCAACACGCUCGCAUUUGGUCGAGAAAUACUUUCUUCAGUCGGAAAAGUAUCACAGGACAAACAACACUACCAACGUCCUAGCUGCAGGAAUUGACAGGUUUGUACCGGCCACAAUCGUCGAUGCUGAAGCUUUGGAAAAAGCCAUGGCCGAGGAGCGAGAACAAGUGGUCAAGGACCUUCUCGUGGUGCUGGGCAGCAUCGACAUGGUGAAUAUGGAGCCGAAUGGAGACUCAUUUGUAAGUCUAAAAGUUUACUUGCACGAUCCUGAACUCCGAUAUGCAGCUACCAAAUACUCCGUCUCAUCUACAUCAUUCGACUUGUUCGACCCCAGCGCCAUCAGCCCAAUCGCAAGCUUACGGUUCAUUCCGAUACAGACUCAAAAAAUCCGACAAAUCGCCAGUACACUGCUUGAAGUACCCAAGGAAAGGAGAGGCAGUGUUGCGCUCAAGCAUCAAGACUACCUGUACAAGUUUUUGGACAUUCUGAGUAAGUUGGAAAGGGUGAGCCCCGAGGCUAGCGAUCCCAACAACGGCGCGCUUGAUGAGGAGAGUGAGUUACGUUUGUGGGCGGAUUUGAGGGAUCACCAGUUGAGGUUUCAGGAGCAGGGAGGCGUUUACGGAUUUUCAUGA